Molecule: messenger RNA, 978 nt
Organism: Lolium perenne
Lineage: Eukaryota; Viridiplantae; Streptophyta; Magnoliopsida; Poales; Poaceae
Source: RefSeq, a predicted model, not a curated record
AUGGAGAGGUCUGGCGGCACGGGUGCGGAGGAAAUGGCAACGAUGUCGACGGCGGCCAGGCUUGCGCGAGCCACGGAGCAUGUCUGGCGGGUUGCAGGGAUGGUGGCGAUGCUCAACGUGCAGGAGUGGGGUCUGGGGGAGGCGCAGAGUGUUGGGGCGGCGCGUGGCCAGUGCACGUCCAUGGGCGACACCCUCGGCAUGCUCUGGUCACCCUGGGCGCGCCUCACCGAGCGUCUUCGCGCUGAGUUUGCCCUCAAGGACUUGGGGUCCCUGCACUACUUCCUCGGCAUCGAGGUCGUACGUCGCACCGACGGCUUCUUCCUCCAUCAGCGCAAGUACGCCCAUGAGCUCCUGGACAGCGCCGGUAUGCUUAAUUGCGAACCCGCGGCCACGCGUGUCGACACGAAGUCCAAGCUCUUCGCCACAGAUGGUUCCUUGGCCACGGACACGUCAUCUUAUCGCUCCAUCGUCGGUGCCCUGCAGUACCUCACCUUGACUCGCCCCGAGCUGCAGUAUGCCAUUCAGCAGGUGUGCCUUCACAUGCACGCUCCGCGGGAUCCUCAUUGGGCUACGGUCAAGCGGAUCCUCCGCUACAUUCGUGGUACCAUGGACUUCGGUCUCUCCCUCCACGCCUCCACCGCCACGGACAUCGUCGCCUACUCAGACGCCCAUUGGGCAGGUUGCCCCGACACGCGUCACUCCAUGUCUGGCAACUGCGUCUACUUCGGACCUUCGCUCAUCUCCUGGUCGUCUAAGCAACAGCCCACGGUCUCUCGCUCCAGCGCCGAAGCGGAGUACCGAGCUGUUGCUAACGCGGUUGCUGAAGUCUCCUGGCUGCGGCAACUCCUCGUUGAUCUCUCAUGUCCUGUCGCCAAAGCCAUCGUGGUCUACUGCGACAACAUCUCCGCCGUCUACCUCUCCGCCAACCCGGUGGCACUUGGACACAUUCGAGUACUUCAUGUGCCCACCUCCCAAUAA